This is a messenger RNA of Cicer arietinum (chickpea), 2076 nucleotides long. Its product is annotated as transcription factor bHLH130-like. The record is from RefSeq and is a predicted model, not a curated record. Lineage: Eukaryota; Viridiplantae; Streptophyta; Magnoliopsida; Fabales; Fabaceae. Gene Ontology annotation, molecular function: DNA-binding transcription factor activity, RNA polymerase II-specific; protein dimerization activity; RNA polymerase II cis-regulatory region sequence-specific DNA binding. Gene Ontology annotation, cellular component: nucleus. Gene Ontology annotation, biological process: regulation of transcription by RNA polymerase II.
AACAACAACAUAGAGGAACACAUUAAAAGGGAUAUAAAAAAAUGUUCUGUUCUGUUCUUUCAACCUUUAAUAUCAUUUUCUUUUAAAACAAAAAACAACAAAUUAGAGAAAACUAUUCAGCUCUUGCUUUUGCUAUUAGUACUUUCCUUGAAGAAAAAUAAACACUCAUAUUUUUCUCACCACUCCUUUUUUAUUUUAUAUAUAACUUUUCCAUCAAUUGUUUUUCUUUUUAUUUUCAUUUUCCAUUCCUCUAUUGGAAUAUAUAUAUAUUCAUCCUGAUUCCGAUGCACUCUAGCUUCACCAAAUUUCAAAGUUCAAAACAACUUCAAACUCCAACAAAUAAGUGAACUUUAUCUAUCUAUAGAUCUGAAAAAAGGGUCAAAAAAUUUCUUGUUUUUUUUUUAUAAAGAACAAGAAAUUUGUCAAGAACAUGUUAUUGUUUCAACUUUGAAGAAAAAAACUAUGGAUUCAUCAGAUCUUCAACAACAACAGGUAAAUUCUUCUUCAGGUUUAACACGUUAUCGAUCAGCACCAAGUUCUUAUUUCAACAACAUCAUUGACAGAGAAUUCUACGAACAUGUUUUCAAUCGACCUUCAAGUCCAGAAACAGAACGAGUUUUUUCACGGUUUAUGAACAGUUUAGGUUCAGAAGAAGAUUUAUUAGCUCAAAAAAUCUCAGUUGAUUCUACAGUGAAAGAAGAAGAAGAACAACAACAACAAGUGGUUCAACAGCAGAGUAAUAUUAAUAUUAAUAAUAUUAAUAUUAAUGAUGAUGAUAAUAAUAGUAAUAAUUAUAAUAACUCUGCUGCUACAACUUCUCAUGGUUUUUAUCAAAGCUCAGUGAUGCCACCUUUGCCAAAUCAGAAUCUCUCUUCAGGUAUGGAAGGAAAUUAUUCAAUGGGAGUUAAUCGGUUACAGCAGAUGAAAUCUCAUGGUGGAAAUAAUUCUAAUCUCAUCAGACAUAGUAGUUCACCAGCUGGUUUAUUUUCACAAAUUAAUAUUGAAAAUGGGUAUGUUAUUAUGAGAGAUAUGGGAAAUUUAGGAGCUGUUAACAACUCUGUAAAAGAAGCAAAAUUUUCUACUACAAGGAGUUUGAAGAAUUCAUCAAACUAUUCAUCACGACCAAUGUCAUCAAUAGCUGAAAUUGGCGACAAAGGCAAUAGAGAAAACAAUCAAGAAAAUGAUGUUUUUGGUGAAAAUCGAGGUAACGAUUAUAUCUCAGAAUAUCAGGUUGAUACUUGGGAUGACACUGAAAUGAUGUCUGAAAAUGUUGGUGGUCUAAAAAGAUUUAGAGACAAUGAUUCAAAACAACAAUUUUCUGGUUUAAAUGCAUCUUCUUCUGUUCAGAAUGAAACAGGAGGAGGACAUUCUAGUUCUUCUCCUUUGGCUCAUCAAUUGAGUAUGCCAAAUACUUUAUCUGAAAUGGCAGCUAUGGAGAAGUUUCUGCAUUUUUCAGAUUCUGUUCCGAUGAAAAUCCGCGCCAAGCGCGGCUGUGCUACUCAUCCAAGAAGCAUUGCAGAGAGGGUUAGAAGGACUAAAAUUAGUGAACGUAUGAGGAAGCUACAAGAUCUAGUCCCAAACAUGGAGAAGCAAACAAACACAGCAGAUAUGUUGGACUUAGCUGUGGAUUACAUCAAAGACCUUCAAAACCAAGUUCAGACGCUUUCAGAUUGUCGAGCAAAGUGUACGUGUUCACACAAGCAGCAACAAUAACGGCAACGAAUUAAUGAAUUAAUUAGUCUUGUACACAUUUGUAAUAAUUUGGUCACGUUAUUAAAAUCUAGCUAGAUUAGUUUUUAUUUGUUACUGCAAUUCCAAAGAUAAAUUCAUUUACCCCUUCAAAUAGUAUAUAUUAUAUAAAUAAAAAAUGAAAAUAAAUUUAUUGAGCUGUAAGCAGCUGUAGGGUACACUUCUUCAACGGUUGUGGAAGAAAAAUAGGUUAUAAUAAAAGUUGAGUGUUAAUUGUGGCAAGCAUCAUGUAUGUAUGUAGAAAAGUCUAUGUGGUAAGUAAGCACAAUUUAAGGUGUGAGGGCCCAUAUUUGGUGAUGAAAUCUAUUGGAAUUGCCGUAAGCAAUA